UGUAGUUGAAGUAUUUCUGAAAUUUUCAAGAAAACGGUAGUAAUUUUGAAGAAAAACAACCAAAGACUGAAUUUGAUGUUGAAAGUAGGCCUGAAUUGUCUGGGAGCUUAAACUGAUAUUUCAUCACCCCCUGGGAUGGAAUGGACUAGUCCAACUCACUCUCAGCCAUACAGUGGUGGCCAAGCUAGUAUCACACUAUACUCCCACGAAUGUUACUUUACCUUCAUCAUGCACUGCUACCACACUACUGUGAUCAAUUACCCUCUGCUAGUUCCUUGUCUGACUCUCCCUCUCUCUCUCUCUCGAGCAGUUUUAUAGGAAAGAAAUACUUGGACUUAUGCAUUGCAGAAGAAAUCUUUUUCUAUCUUCAUCGUGCCAUGGAUCAUUUUGAACUUUGAAGGAUGAAAUGCAGCUGUUUCAACUAAAUCUCCUUCCCACCUCAUGAACUUAUUGUGGAAUUAAAAAGAGGGGAAACAUUUCUCAUCAUCUAUAAACAUUACAUGGUAUUAUUACCUUGGAUUUUUUGUCAGAAAAAGGAGUGAGUUUGUAUGAAAUCCUUGUGUGGAGAGUCACCUGAUUUCUACUGGAACAGAUCGACAGUAUUAUAGCAUUUUAGAACAAGAUCUCAAGUAUCUGUGCAGAUUUUUUCCUUAUCACACCUGUGAUAUGGAAUGGUAGCAUUCAUGACAGAAAUCCAUUUGUUUUGAACUCAUUCCGUGACUGCCCAACAUUACCUGCUGGUGGUAUUGAUACAUAUCAAUCACUGAGAGAAGAUUGAAUAUAUGACUGGGAAUGUGACCAUAUCAGAAAGGGAACGGAUGCAUCGAUUUAAAACUUUUAUUACAGCUCAAUUUAUCUGAGAAUUUAGAUCUCAAAUUGAAUUCAUUUUGGGGGUGAUUUUCACUGGAAUAUUAUCCCUCCCUCAUUUCCGCCCAGUACUCCCAGGUGAGAAGCCAUCAACGACAAUAUUUGAAAUCACGUCUUCGGGGUCAUGUUGAAUUGGUAGGGUUCAAGAUACUCCCAAGUGCCGUUUCUGAAGGACACUACGAGUGCGCUGGGUUCGGGAGAAGGGUUGGAGCUUCCGCGUCUAACAACAAGAAUACCAGAGAGGUUUUAUCACCCUGGCAAAUAGAACACCAUGCUCGGCGUGUGAAUAAAUACAUUUUUUUCUCGGAUAUUACAUGAGUGAUGUUAAAUUUGAACGAUUUCUUCAUUUAUCAAAGCAAGGAUAGAUAUCAAUGCAGCCUUGCAGAUUGACUUAUCAAAUAUUCAUCAAGCGUUCUUGAAAUAAAGGAUAUCUGCAAUUGUACUGUGCUUCUUAGUCCACCGUGGGAAGCAUUGACGUAGGUGCUUCAUGAUUCAUUAAUAUCAUUUAGUACAGGUCUCUUCACAAUGCCAUGCUAUCCUUGUACAGCUCUAGACAAUCACCUGGAAAGACCUUGUUAGAUUAGCGCACUGGGAUUUAUCACCCUACCAAAAGAUAAAUAGAGGAAAGUUGACAGCAUCACAAAUCAUUCCCGGGUAACACUCCGAUCUUUAAAGAAGCAAAAGUGAGUGAAUAUGGAAUGGGAGAUAAAGAACUGAGAGAAAAGUCAAUAUCGUUGCUGUCAUGUAAACCCGUUUGUCUGAUCACCCCUGGAAGGAAGGGAUGAAAUAGUUUGCACUACGUGUGUGCCAAUGAGUCUACAUAUUUGUUUGCGAACGAUGCCUGGAGGAAUUUAUGAAUUUUAACGUGUUUAUACCCAUGUGUGGUGAAAAGGAUUUGAAGAAUUCAAACAAGUUACCGGGAGAUGAACAUAUUACUACUGAUAUAAGUAGAAGGAAACCUGCAAAGUUUGGCUUACUGUGCCUCAUCGUCUAGUAUGUGACAGAUCGUUGUUGUACCAAUAUCAAGCAGUUCUGAUAUUUGUAUGUGUGAUUACAAAAACAGAAUGUAACAUUGAUGAAAAAAGAAGCUUAUAUUUUGGUUUGGAUCUCAUUUAAGCAACUUUAUUUGCUAACAUUUUGAUCAAGGAAAAUAGCAAAGAGGAAUAGUUAACAAUGACGACUGUUGGGUAUGCAGAUCCUGCAAUCCUGCAGUUUGCCAACGGGACACUUGUAACAGUGUCUCCGCUUGUCAGCAUCUUGACGAAGAUUCUGCCAGGCCUGGUAGCUGUUUUUUGCACCGUUGGACUGCUGUGUAAUGGAUUCAUCAUUUUACUUCUUCUGACGUACUCCAACAUGAAAACUCUGGCCAAUACUUUCAUCUUUAACCUGGCCUUGGCAGAUUUCUUCUUCAUGUUUACGUUUCCUUUCCUUGGCCAUCAGAUGUGGCGGAGUGAGUGGAUAUUCGGUCGCGUCAUGUGCAAAAUUCUUAUUCCGUAUGAUACCAUGACGCAGUUCACCGUCGUCUUUUUUCUUGUCGUCAUGGGCUUCGAUCGCUACUUGGCCAUUUGCCACCCUAUCAGGUCGAUGCACUAUCGGACAAUUUUCAACGGUCGUGUGGUCAGUGUGGGGGUCUGGAUCUGUUCGUUCUUGGUGUCUUUACCCGUUUGGAUCUACACCGAUCAGAUCACAUAUAUUGGGAACGGCCAAAAGGUGCACCUGUGCUUGGCGCUUGCAACGAAGCAAGAUGAGGAUGUCAACAAUUUUAACUGGUGGAUAAUCUACACACUCUUUUUUGACUUUUGCGCACCUCUGACUGUAAUCUUUAUUUGCUACUUUCUCAUCAUCUGGAGCUUACGGCAUAGUCCCCUGCAGGACAUCCGUAACACUUCACGACGCGCUAGUCGCAAAGUCGCCGUCUUGGUCAUCUGCAUCGUCUUUGUCUUUGUAUCCUGUUUCCUACCAUUCUUUAUCGUCCAGUUCAUCCAGAGUCAAUUGGAUCCGUCACAGUUCACAGAUUCUCUCCUACUUGCUUAUAUCAUCAGCUGGUUUCUCAUGUACAGUCAUAGUAUCAUCAAUCCCGUCGUCUACACCAUGCUCGGGGAGAACUUUCGCCAGAACCUCCCCCGUCUCUGCCGGAGCAUUUUUCGACGGAAAAAGCUUAACAGCCGCCAGAGCAGCAUGCGCACGUCUAGCAUGUACCUUCGUCGAUCCCGCAGCUCCAUAAAGUCGUGUAACAGUAGUACGGAUGGUAUGGGGCGUAUCCAUACCAAUGGUUACCUUAGUAUCAGUCCGAAGAUAGCUAUUACACAUCUACCAAAGCGCUUACCUCCUGAAGAUCCAGUGUGAUCGAACAAAGCUCUGCUUGCAUGGGAGAGUCAUCUCAAAAUAUCUUCACCUCGAGAAAAAUCAAACUAUUGCCGAGAAAUGCAUGCCUAUGAACUGUACAGUGGUUGUUUUCAAGUAUUGGAGAUAACGUUUAGGUGAUGGUUAUGUUUGGUGUGACAAAAGAAUUUGAAAUGUAUUCAUUAAUUUUGCCUUUGCUCUCAAUGUAUUCAUACCUCUGAUCAACUGUGGUAAUGGUGUUUGGUGUGCAAUUUUAUUACAUUCACUUUACAAAUUCAAUCUAUCAGAAUAUAUUGUAAAAAAAUAUUGUUAGGUUUUGGGACACAUGUGACAGAUUUUGAAGAUAAUCAAACCCAAUACAUUGACUGACCCUAUGUAACUUAAAAUGUGAUAUAUUUUACCUGUAGAAAUAUAUUUGUAGCCAGUGUUCACGGCAGCUGCAGCUGUUCAUGACCAAGGAGUGGCAAACAAUUCAUAAAUCAUGCAUGUUUGACAUUUUCUUCAAUAUGAAUGAAAUAUUAAUAGCCUAGUUCCUCAAACAUUAUCAAUUAUUAAUCCUUGACAUCACACGUUUAAGCCACGUUGGGCCUAUUACUGAUAUUUCAUUGAACCCACUUAAGUUUAGCAAACUCAAUUGGUAAUGUAGAAGAACACAUUUGCCUAUUCAUUUGAAAAUUUAUCUAACAUAUAACUAAUAUACUUCUCUCAGUUGAAUCGUAAAAAACAUGUCACUUUUUUAUAAUGCACGGUUAUGUGAGUUUCGGUUUAGUUGAUUAUUUAUGUUAAAGAAUAAUAUUCUAAUAUGACAAAGAUUGCAUCAUUUAAUUCUAUUCUUCUCUACACACCACUUCAUAUAACCUUUUUCUGAUAACCCUUAAAACAUCUAUCUGUCUAAAAUAUAUAUACUAAUGUCCUUUGGCAAGAAUUUAAUCUUCAUUUGCCUCUCGAUCUCCACUUAGGUGUGAAAUGGGUACUAUGCAGUAGGAAGGAAUUCCUUGUAUGUUGUGAGCACCGAUGCAGUAGCCUAGCCUAGCCUAGCCGGCAUUAUAUUGGAGCACCUCGAGCACCUUGUGUGUUUUGGAUAUGUGUGCUAUAAAAAUAUCAAAUUUAUUAUAAUUUUAUUCUUGCAAAUAGAGCUCUAAGAAGAUGAUGUUAACUGGGUAUAAUGUGUAGAGCCAAGGAAUUGUGUAUAAUUAAUUCAUCAGCAAAACUUGUAAAAUAUACUAGAACGCUAAUGAGUCAGCUACGAACCUGUGGGAGUGGGUAAAUGGUACAGAUGGAUGAUUAGUUGAAGAAUCAUAUUGACACAAGAAUCCCAAUGAUUGAUAGAAUCAUGAAAGGAUCGAGUGGACUAAAUUGCUUGGGGCAGUACAUGGUCCCCUUUCUCUUGACGAGAGCUAUCAAUUUUUAAGUACCAAUAAUGAGAGCUGAAGCAUUCCCCCACACACCUUUAAGAUAGAUCCAUGUAUUGUUUCUGCAUAUCAUGGAUACUGUGAAACAAGAGACUAUUCACUCAUGAAAUGUUUGCAAGUAUUUGACAAGUGGUUUAAGAUUCACAAAAGUUAUAUGCCAUAAAUCAAUCUAAUUUCCACUGAUACCACAACUGUUUGUUCGCUGUUGUUUCUAGUUUUGCACUUUGACUUUUUGCAAUGUGAAAAAUGAGAGCGCAUACCAUGAAUCAACCUCAGUUACUUGAAUUAGAACUGUUUAUUUUGUCGCCGCUUUCAUCCCACAAGGCUGCUCGCUUUUUUGCUAAGUAGAUUUAAUUGUGACAUUUAGAAAACCAACAUUGCACUAAUGAAAUGCUUUUAAAAAUGCAUAUAUGUCAUCUUCACUCAACUUGAGUUCAAAUGGAAUAGAGACGAGAUGAAAUGUUUUCUUGAAUGUGCGGUCAUUUAAGCUGUAAUUAAGGGCAAUAUAGGGGGGGCUCUUUUUUGCAUUUGUUAAGGAUGCUUAUUUCAUCCAAUUGAUAUUCUGUAUAUAGUGAAGAUUAACCUUAUCGAGACAAAGCAUUCAUGCAAAGGCGGGUGCUAUACGUCUUUCAAAUUUGUAUGAUCCAACCCACUCCCAUUUAAGAUAGUAGUUUAAAUCCUAUUUUGGUAUAUGCAUGUGUCCAAUAAAGGUUUAUAGUCAGUAUCAAAGUAUGCCAUUCAUGUCAGUAAGGACUGCUCCAUAUCUAGAUAAUACUUGAAUGGGAAAAUAUCAUUUUCUUUCUGGUACACGGUAGACAGCUUCUGGCUUUUUUUUUUAAGAAAAAAAAUACUGUUGAAGAAAAACUAAUUCCCAAAUUUUAUCCUUGAGAGCAAUAUUUGUAAGAAAAAAUAUUGACAAGAAAUUGAAUUACAAUCAAAAUCCAAAUCCAAAUUUUGUUUUGUAGUCUCUCUUUCUCUUUUUCUAAGAAGAAUCCUGAUGAAUGAAAUUGUCGGUUCAGGUGUAUGUCAGGUACUUACCAAGACAUGAUAGUGAGGAAACAAGAUUUACAAACAACCUUUGAAGUUUCCCUUUUGGUAAUGAAAUGUCAAAACAAAAAUAAUUGUGUAUUGUCAAUUUUAAACCUGUCAUUAACCAUAGACACAAGGUUUUUUCCCCCUUCAAUCAAAUCUUAUUCAUAUUUUGAACGAAGUGUUCAUGACAUAUUACUGUUACAAAUUAAAGCAGCAAUGAAAAGAAAAAUAAUUUGGACCAUCAUUUUGAGAGCGUCAACCCUGUGCAAGAGAUACUAUGGCAAUAGAGUUCUACAUAUGAACCCGGACUGCUUUUUUAAUAUCUCAUCUUUGCUGAACAAUGGGGGUUAAUCAAUGAAUAGUUGCCAUGGUUAUUUGCAUCUUUUCACUCAUUUCUCUUUGUAAGAUUUCUGAAAUAUAUUCAACAAUAAAUUUUGCUUGUUGCUGCGUUAAAUUUUUUUGAGGAACAUUGAAUUAUGAUUUUACCACAACUGCGUCAUACUUGACUUGUGACAUUUUAGUGUUGAUGGCUAAUUUGAGAAGUAAUAUUGAUGAAUGACUACCAAAGGUCAGUCUUUAGUUUGCUCUAAAUACAAGCCCUGAUUCAUUAGCCUGCACUAAUUUAUUAUUAUUCACUUCAUUCUGGGAUUUUCUUUAAUAAUGUAAGAUGCUACAUUGAUAUUUGAGACAUAAGUUGGGAGACAGUUAUGGUAAUGGUAAUAAUACGUAGUAGUACAGAUUUAUGAUGGAUUAUGCUAAAUUAUUUAAUAAAAUAAUAAGAAGUAUGUAAAAUGUUAGAAAAUGUACUGGUGUAGUUUCAUUUAUCUGUGUUCUGAGAAGGAAAAUCAGCCAUAAUCCUUGUUUUUUCUUCAUAAAUGUCUUUUAGCUAUUUUCAUGGUGAAUGCUGUUGAUAUUAUUAUUAUUUUUCUAUUGUUGUUUACAUCAGGGUGAUAUACUUGAAUCAAGAUACAAUUCCUACUCCUCAGUGUGGUUUGUAGAGAUAUGUCAAGGAUUCCUCAUAACUGGAAUUUGGGGCAACUUUUACCUUUCAUAUGUGAAGUGCGAAUUUGUCUCGGCUGGUAUUUGGGGGAGUCCCAUUGUAUAAUCAGACCAAAGCACUUGUAAGAUACCAUGAAUAUUCCACAGCAAAAACAAAGUACUUAUCGUCUCCCGUCCCAAACUCAAGAUUUAAUGCUUUUAUGAAAUCAAUGAAAACUGACCUUACACAGACGAAACGU
This is a messenger RNA of Strongylocentrotus purpuratus (purple sea urchin), 6892 nucleotides long. Its product is annotated as somatostatin receptor type 5-like. Gene Ontology annotation, molecular function: neuropeptide binding; G protein-coupled receptor activity. Bases 2041 to 3213 code for a protein of 390 amino acids. Gene Ontology annotation, biological process: neuropeptide signaling pathway. Lineage: Eukaryota; Metazoa; Echinodermata; Echinoidea; Camarodonta; Strongylocentrotidae. The record is from RefSeq and is a predicted model, not a curated record. The transcript has a single exon. Gene Ontology annotation, cellular component: membrane; neuron projection.